AUAAAACCGUUAUUUUUACGCGAAAUGAUAAAAAUUAUACAUCAAUCGAUAGGGAAUUUCACUGUCUUUAAUUUGAGACCACAUUCAAGUUCACCAGCAUCCGCGAACAAUCGAAAAAGUUGGACUUUCUACAUAAAAACUUCGAAAUCCGUGUAUUUUUAAUAGCACAGAGGAAUGUUUUGCCUCCGAGAGUGAUAAGAAUCAGGCAGAGAGUAUGCAACCCGCGGAUUGUAGAAAAGCCCAAUAGUGUAAUAUCGAUGAAGUGCCCUCCCCCUGAUAGAUCCCCACCACAAACUUAGAAGUAUGAAGAAAAUUGAUAAGAAAAUGAAAAAUUGAAAAUGAAAAGUAGUUGAAAUUGAAAAUUAAAAUAACGAGAUGACGAUGAACUGAAAAGAGUACAUUGUCCUGAAAUGAGUGAUUCUGUCUGGAUUUCAUUGAACGCUGUUUCAGUUUUAUCCAAAUAAUUUAUUCUUUUACGAGUAAUGCUUUGAAAUCUCCCCGGAAAAAUGUUGUCAGUUGAUGAAAUCUUCAAAAGCCGGGGAUAUAAUGUCCCUACGUUUGUGUUGGACGCAGAUGGUAAACAAGUCAAGAUUGAAACCAGAGAAGAUGAAGAGCAACAGUUGAAGUACGAAUACAUCGUUAGAGAUCUAAUUUCUGCUGGAUAUUAUAGAGCCAUAAUCAAGCAGAUUUCCCCUUUCGACGUUAUCGUAGGAGGAAUGACAUGGUGCAUUGAUUCGCCAGAAAUUGAUAUCGAAGCUGAUCUAUUAUUCAAAGAUAGUUUAAGUUUAGGACAGAAAAUAUCGUUGACAGAAAAAGUUGUUGUCGUAUUACCGAAAAUCAAAUGUCCACAUUUCAUCGAACCGCAUCAAAUUCAAGGAUUAGAUUUUAUACACAUUUACCCAGUUAUUGAAUGGCUUAUACAAUGGUCCGAUGAAAACAGAAAGAAAAAGAAAGACUAUCUAUUGGCGUAUGCUUUGAAUCAGUACUACAAAAGGUUCACUCAUCCUCAAGGAGAACGUUUAAGAAAUCUGAAGCUUAAAACCUUAAGACACAUUGACCAAAUAUCUGAAAAAUAUAGCCCUCGUCGUGUUGCUAAGCAGUCCAACAAAUCCAUCCAAGAUCUGCUGUCAAAGGUUGAAAGUACUUUAUCCGAAUAUGGAUUAUCGGCUUCCGGAGAAAACCAAAAGUUCGUGGUUGGAAUGAAAGGAACUAAAGCUUUGUCUCAAAAUCAAAUUAAAGAACUGUACCAUGGACUGGCGAAAGAAAAAUGUAGUGAGGAAAAACUGAAUUUUGAAAACGUAGAGCAAUUCUUUGAAGACUUACAGUUGAAGGACACGGAAAAGAAACAUAAACGACUUGAAAUGAAACGUUUAGAACUUCAACAAGAAAAGGACCGUUUAGAAAAAGAUAUAAAAGAAGCGAUCGUGGAGUCGGAAAGCAUCACCAAUGCAAUUAAAAAUAAAAAUAUAUCAUUGAGUAAUCUGGCUGAGGAAGAAAAAAAAAUUGUGCAAGAAAUCCAAGAACUAAUUCAAGAACACGAAAAAUUAAAAGAAACUGAAAAAACUUCCAAAGAAUUUUACAAAACUAAUUUAAAUGCAUUAGAAUUCGAAAUUCAAGAAUUGGAGAGUAAUCAUCAAGGAGAAGAAGAUGUAGAAGAUGUGAAAAACCAAAUCGUUCAUUUACAAGGAAAGCUUGAAAAGAAGAAACAAGAAUUGGGUAUAAGGACUCGAGAAGUCUCAGCUAAAGAGAGAAACGUUGACCAGAUACCCUCUCGAGCUGAACUGUCGCAAUAUCAAAAACGAUUUUUAGAAUUGUAUAAGCAAGUGGCCUUAAAACACACGGAAACCAAACGUUUCGUUAUAUUGUACAAUGCUCUUAACGAUAAAUUCACUUACAUGGAGAGAGAGUUCAACUUACUGAAUUCGGUGCAUGAAAAUUUCCCUACAGCCCUCUCAUCGGCUGGAAGUAGAGAUGAAUUUUUACAUCAACUUCAAAACAGGGUUUCUGCCAUUCAAGAUGUCAAAAAGAAGGCUGUUCAAAAGAGAAAUGAUAAUUUGAGAACGAAAGAGAUGUUGAAAAAUCGUCUUUUAGAUCUCCAUGAGCAAAAAAGGGAAUACAUAUCUGCUGUGAAAGAAUUAUCAGAAGUGUACAAAAGACAUAAAAAACUGACCAUUCAACUAGAAAAAAUGAAAGCGAUGAAAGCAAAUGAAAAUUGAGUUCUCAUUUUCUACGUAAUUCAUCUCGUGGUAUGAUUUUUUCUUUUUAGGCAAGCAUUUAUUCAUUCCCAUAUUGCGAGAUAUCUACAUUCCUACGUGAUAUUUUUUUUACGUGAUUUAUUUAUUUUAUUAGUUAAUAUUUUAUAUGUAGUUGAAUUUAAAGGGUGCUAAGUACCUACAUUAUUAGUAUACUGAUGAUAUCAAAAAUAAUUUCGAAUCAAAAUUUUAUUGUCUUUCGGGGAAAAGCUAAUAUUUUUUUUAAGAGAAAGUACUGCUUUAAUUAAGAAAGUUUUUAUUAUUAUUAUCAGUAACAUUUUGUAAAAAUUAAUAGAAAAACAAAAGAAUAACAAAUUCAUAUUUACAUAAAAUGUAACUAGUUUUAACAUUUUUAUAAACUCGAAUACAAGUAUAUAAAUAAAAAAGGAAUGUAAAAUCAUAUUGAAAAGUCCAUGUAAAAAAAUAGUUGAAAUUUAAAAAUUAUGAAACCCAAGAAAAUUAUGAAUAAUGCUUGAUUAAUUCAGCCUUUUUUUUCAUUACUUGCUACGAAUUAAUUUUUUCCCGAAACCGUCCUAUUGCGCUGAUAUGUUAUAAUCCAUCUACUAUUUUGUUUUAUUCGUUGCUCAUGUCCAGUAAAUUUGAAAGAAAUACGUAAAUUUUUAAAUUUUGAAUACCACAUGACGUGGUAACUACAUUUUCUUGUCAUUUGGUUUACUGCGAACGUUAAUGCGUUUUCCCCCUCUUUUUUUCUCGAUACUCGUAACAAAUUUUUUUUAAAUAACAAUAAUUUAAAAAAAUUAUUUCACUAGAUAUUACAGGAAGUAAUCAUACAAAAUAUCAUGCAUAUAUUUUUCAUGGUAACCAACGAAAUUUUUUUCAUACGGCUAUAGAAUAAUCCGUAUGAUCUCCUCUCCUCGCUGAUGGCCUUGACCAAAGACUCGAUCGAGCACCAAAUUUCAUUUUUUUAACCGUAUCUAAAUCACAUUCAGCUUCGCUAAGCUCCGAUCUGCCAUGAAAUGAAGUUUCCGCUACCGAAAUAGAUCGAAAUGUUUUAUUUGGAACUAUCCAUUUGCUGAAAAAUCGUAACGUUUCGAAUUUGGAAUUUAAUUUAAUUCUGGUUGACAGCAGGCUACGUGAUUAUUUAUAUAAUUUGAUAUUGUACUUUGGUUUUACUCCACGAUGUGAUAAGGAUUUAUGAUCAGAUCGCGGCGACAUGUCGGACGAUGUACAUGAUUGAGCUCCGUGAUAGAUAUAAUCUGUAAAUUGUUAAAAUAGUUUUGUUAUUUAUUAUCUAUUUCUACGUUUUGUUAAAUUAUUCAUUAUAGUUUGAAAGUUUUA
This is a messenger RNA of Planococcus citri (citrus mealybug), 3551 nucleotides long. It is a transcript of the gene fidipidine, whose product is annotated as fidipidine. The transcript is spliced from 15 exons. NCBI's taxonomy places the organism in Eukaryota, Metazoa, Arthropoda, Insecta, Hemiptera, Pseudococcidae. Gene Ontology annotation, biological process: Golgi to plasma membrane transport. The record is from RefSeq and is a predicted model, not a curated record. Bases 507 to 2216 code for a protein of 569 amino acids.